AUGUCUUCUUACCUAGCAAAGACUGACACCUUCGAAGUACCACAUACCGCAGACUCGACGUCCACGAUGCAAAAUGUCGCCAGUGCUUUCGAGCCCACCAACGUUCCAAAACGACCUCUGACGCCGAGCUCAUCUUUUGCAAUUUCUUCUCCGUUGAAGCGGUUGGCUGUCGAUGCCUGCGUGGGACCGAACAUCUUCGAUCAUGAGGGCCUGCCUCAGAUGUCAUUCGAGCCCGGCUUUCCAGCGAAUCUUGUCGCAACUUCAAGGCAGCAGUACCCUCCCGUAGACCUCCCGCAGUCUCCACAGAUCCCGACAAGCCCAGAUGAUGACAUUGUCGAGAUACCCGAGACACCGCCGAUCUUGUCGUUGCAAACAACCACGCAUGUUUUUGUGGCAGAGCCCGAUCUGUCAGAUUUUUGGAUGGAUUAUGUAGAUCUGGACAGCGUUGGAGGCGAAGGUUUUGUCCCGAUGGAGAAACUACCUGGUGAAUACCACGAUGCCGUAUCUGAGACCUUGUCUAAUGUAGAUGAAGAUUCCGGUAAGCCAUUUCCUGAGCUCAACGUCGAUCGCCUUGCCCAAUCGUCGUCAAAGAGUGAAGAAACUGUCGAAGAUGACUAUGGUCUCGAAGGCUUUGACGAAGAAGAGAUGAUUCAGCUUCUAGAAGAUACUGGGGACGAGCCUCCUGGUUUCCCUCCGCCAAGCGUCAUACGGAAGAUGGACUGCGAUUCGAGAUCAGCUUCAAGCUUCGACUCCAAAUUGCAGUUCUCCGAGCCUGAUAUGAACACUAUCGAAGCUUUAAAGACUGGUCUGACUGAACCUGAUCUUCUUGAUGAUGAUGUCGACUGGGAGCUUGUGACAAAAUGCGCAGCAACUGCGGCUGGCGCUUCUCCGGAUCAUGAGGCUGAAAUGAGCAUUAGAGGCACCAAGGAAUCACUGAAAGAGCAUUCGAGCCCGGCACCCUUAGUCAGACCCCCUUUCCCCGACAAAAUGAGAGACCGCUCCGUGGUCGUUGGACUCUCUUCGACGAUCAUGAUGCGCACUUGUUUCAGAGUUGGAGAGCUCAAUACGCAAGCUAAAUGUAGCCGGGAGAAGCAGGACGUUAUCUUUGAGCUUUUCGCGCGGGUCGUCUACUCCAACCGGGAGAACGUUGCCAGAGUACAACAUGUGCAGCUGCGAGAUCUUUUUACCGAUCGGCAGCCAUUUCUCAGCGGCGUAUUCAGGGGCUGGAAGAGCGGUGGGCCUGUGGAUGAUCAGAGCAAGGUAUUAUUAGGGCCCGAAGGAAAGAACAAGUUGUGUCGAUGUCUUUGCAAGGUAUUAGAAGACAAGAAGGCUGCAAUUGGUCGCUCAGCAACGCUCUUGUCGAUCAGGGAGACAACUUGGGAUGAGGUUCAGUGGGCUAUGAGAAUUGUUACAAGGGAUGCAACCUCAGACGAGAACAUCGAUAUCGAGGGAAAGAAGUCCUCUGUCAUAUGA
Messenger RNA from Colletotrichum paranaense, 1473 nucleotides. RefSeq lists its product as uncharacterized. The record is from RefSeq and is a predicted model, not a curated record. The coding region runs from base 1 to 1473 and encodes 490 amino acids. NCBI's taxonomy places the organism in Eukaryota, Fungi, Ascomycota, Sordariomycetes, Glomerellales, Glomerellaceae. The transcript has a single exon.